UUACAACAUUCGACAUCCAGCGCCAUGACUUUCCGUGUGGUAAGCCUCCAAUUUGGCAGGAACUAUUAAGUGGAUUCGUUCCAUGUUAGCUUAGAUAUUGCCAAAGCACGCAUUCAAAACGGCACAUUAAUUUCUGUCAUCCUGAUACAGAAGAGGGGGUCAAGUGAUACGACAAAAAAAUAUGUCCACUUCUCGAAGGAUCUCAGAAGGCAGCGACGGAAGUUCCACCGAUAGCUCAACCGACCCAGCUUCUCAUGACUCGUCGGCGCACGUAUAUCAUGAUACAAAACACCAACAGAAGUUCUCCGGGUUGGCGGACCAGAAGCAUGCCGCCGAGCAGCGAGAGGAAGAGAGACGAGAUGAAUCGCCGCCGGAAGAUCGUAGUUUCGUGUAUAGAAAACCAGGCGCGGGGAACUUGUUAACAGAGUUUCUGGAAAAUGAUUCGCCUGAGUGCCGUUGGUACUUAUUCCGGAAAAACCAGGCAUCGCUUAUAGCGAAUGAUUUUUCAUUCCCACACCUAUCGAGAUUCGAUAUUUAACGGGCUAUCACGGAAUACUGUCACUGCGACAGUGCUUGUUUGGUCUUUUAUACCACUAGUCAGAAGUCGGCAAAUGUGGGAUUUCAAUAUUUUGUGUAACCUCAGUCUUUAUUUGAUUGGGUCUUAUGAGAGGAAUUUCUGGGUUGCAGAGUAUAGAAACUUGAAGCAGUAUUCAAGUGUACACGCUCAGGUGAGAAAAUCGAAGAGUUGUUGCUCAAAUUGUUCAGUCUUAGUUGUAGCAUUUAGUUAUUAGAUGCCUCUCGCAGGAGCCAGAGGACACAAGGAUAGUUUGGCGCGGAGAGGAGCUUCCGAGGCCCCAAGAAUCCCUGAAGGCUCAAUGUCAUGAAACAUUCUAUCAAUUCGGCGCUUGAACAGUAAAGAAUGUGAUGCCACAUAGAGGUAGCAGCUGCGCCCACAAUUGAAGCCGUGCAAUUUUGCCAUCCCAGUAAGCUAUGGGUUGAUGCAAAAGGUGGAGUCGAGAUAGUUAAGCUUAUUUGAUGACUAAGUUAACUAAUCCC
This is a messenger RNA of Blastomyces dermatitidis ER-3, 1056 nucleotides long. RefSeq lists its product as uncharacterized. The coding region runs from base 182 to 538 and encodes 118 amino acids. The record is from RefSeq and is a predicted model, not a curated record. The transcript has 3 exons. NCBI's taxonomy places the organism in Eukaryota, Fungi, Ascomycota, Eurotiomycetes, Onygenales, Ajellomycetaceae.